CUUUUUGACAUUUACCAAAAAAUGAAAAAGGGAAAAGAUUUUUUUUUUUUUUUUUUAAUUUUAAUGAUUUAUUUAUAUAUAUUUUUGUGGUUUGUUAUUGGACUCGUUCGGAUUGGUUGGCUUCAAAGAUGGUGUACGCUGCCAUAUAUAAUCAGAAGAAGGAAGCACGAAGAGUAUGUCAUAUUGACUGUAGUACUUUCCCUCUGUAACAAAGUUUUUUUCUUUUUUGGUAUUUGAGUGGUUGUACUUAUGCCACUGCCACAGCCACAAAUCUAGGAACGAACCAGAAAGACAGGGCACAGAGAGAAGCGGCAACCGACCCGCAACACCAUGCCGUUUCCUCCUCUCUGUUUCUAUGGUUGAUUUUCCUGAUGCUCAUAGAUACAAAGACUUACCUUAAGGGUGGGAUAUUUGAGGUUUCAUGCUUCCACAAGAGAAAUUGUCAUAUUUUUCUUGAACGAAGAUGGAGCUCAACUAGUUUUCCAGCUUGCCUAGGCAUACGGGACUCCACUGCACGUGGCUGUGGAUAUAUAAAGAUGUCAUCUCAAGUUGUUGAAAAAAUGAGAAGCAAUGUGGUGGUCAAAGAGUAUUCAGAAGACUUUCCUUUUGCAUCAUCAUAUGAAUCUGCCAUGGAAGCACUUUCCUCUCUUAUUACACGUCAGAAACGUGGAGGACGGUCGUCCAUAGGUGGGAAAUAUGGAAAAUUGGAAAGGAUGUCAAUGUAUCUUAAGAUGCUAGAUUUGGAGGAACAUAUUGAGGGACUGAAAAUCAUUCAUGUGGCUGGAACAAAGGGGAAGGGUUCAACAUGCACAUUCUGCGAGGCUAUUUUGCGGGAGUGUGGUCUUCGAACGGGACUCUUCACUUCCCCUCACCUAGUUGAUGUGAGAGAAAGAUUCCGUCUAGAUGGGUUGGAAAUAACUGAAAAUAAAUUUCUUCAGUAUUUUUGGGAAUGUUGGCGCAAGCUGGAGGAUAAUAUUACUGAGGAUCUACCAAUGCCUCCAUUAUUUCAGUUCCUCACAGUAUUGGCUUUCAAAAUAUUUAUUUCUGAACAAGUUGAUGUUGCUAUCAUUGAAGUUGGCCUGGGGGGGAAGAAUGAUUCCACAAAUGUUAUAAAUGAACCUGUUGUCUGUGGCAUUACUUCUCUGGGGAUGGACCAUACGGAUGUACUGGGUAAUACCCUUGGGCAGAUAGCUUCACACAAGGCUGGGAUUUUCAAGCCUAAAAUUCCAGCAUUCACAGUAUCACAAUCUUUGGAAGCAAUGGAUGUUAUUCAGGAGAUAGCCUGUCAGCUGAUGGUUCCAUUGGAGGUGGCACAACCAGUUGACCAUAAAAAGCUAAAGGGAUUAGAGCUUAGCUUGGCUGGUGAUCAUCAGUUUGUUAAUGCUGGUCUUGCUGUUUCCCUUUGUAAAUGUUGGCUUCAAAGAACGGGAAACUGGGAAAAGCUAUUAAAAAAUGAUAUCCUGGAAGCUGACUUACCAGAUGCCUUUCUUAGAGGUCUUUCAACUGCUUAUAUUUCUGGGAGAGCUCAGAUUGUUCAUGACACUUACCCAACAUCCUACAGUUCAUCCCAUGUAUCAGGAAGUUCUUGUGGAGAUCUGAUUUUCUACUUAGAUGGAGCUCACAGUCCUGAAAGCAUGGAGGUUUGUGGCAGAUGGUUCUCUAGUGCUUCUAAGGGAAAUAAGAAUUCAUCUGAAAGUGAGGAGGGAAUUUGGGGGAAUGGUCACCUUCAACACAAGAGGGAGAACAUGGAGUCAUCUUGCAAAAUGUCAAAGCAGAUUCUGUUAUUCAAUUGCAUGGAUGUUAGAGACCCUCAAAUUUUGCUCCCACGACUUGUGAGUACAUGUGCCUCAUCAGGGACUCAUUUCUCAAAGGCCCUUUUUGUUCCAAGUAUCUCUGCAUAUAACAAAGUUACUUCCGGUGCUUCAGUCAUUCCUUUGGAUAACUUUAACAGAGACUUGUCCUGGCAAUUCCAUCUGCAGAGACUUUGGGAGAGGAUUCUUCAUGGUAGAGAUGUAGACACUGCUUUUGACAAUGGUUCGAAGAUGGACCAUGCUAAAAUUAUACCCCACGAAUUCCUUUACGAGGAUGCGACUCAUUGAAGUCCUACAGAUAAUCAUUUUGCUUGUAGUGCAGUUAUGCCUUCAUUGCCAUUGACAAUAAAAUGGCUGAGGGAUUGUGUUAAGGAAAACCCUUCACUGAGACUUCAGGUUCUUGUUACUGGGUCAUUGCAUUUGGUUGGAGAUGUGCUAAAGCUAUUAAGAAGGUGAUAUACAUUAAAGAGGCACUAAUAAACUCUAAUUUUCCAAAAUAUUCUUUCACUCAUUUGCUUUGAUUUUAUUUCACAUUGUUGGGGAACAUGUGGCUAAUUAUUUUCCUCUUUUAAAGUUACAUUCAGUUACAAUUUGUGUGCGUAAUGUUAUUAAAUGAUAUUCUUGUACUAUAAAGAAGAAGAAGGGUAAUCCACCACUCUACUAUGUUACAUGUAGAAAAAGGUUGGAUUUUUCCUCAAAACAAUUACCUUCGGUAGAAAAUCAAGGCAGCAUUUCUCAUAGGAAAUGCCAAUUGUUGGCCAUUGGCCUUGUGUACUAGCUAA
This is a messenger RNA of Ziziphus jujuba (common jujube), 2593 nucleotides long. Its product is annotated as folylpolyglutamate synthase. Gene Ontology annotation, cellular component: cytosol; cytoplasm; mitochondrion. Gene Ontology annotation, biological process: tetrahydrofolylpolyglutamate biosynthetic process. Lineage: Eukaryota; Viridiplantae; Streptophyta; Magnoliopsida; Rosales; Rhamnaceae. The record is from RefSeq and is a predicted model, not a curated record. The coding region runs from base 372 to 2099 and encodes 575 amino acids. Gene Ontology annotation, molecular function: tetrahydrofolylpolyglutamate synthase activity; ATP binding. The transcript has 17 exons.